This is a messenger RNA of Exaiptasia diaphana, 1055 nucleotides long. Its product is annotated as histone acetyltransferase KAT6B. The record is from RefSeq and is a predicted model, not a curated record. The transcript has a single exon. The coding region runs from base 1 to 987 and encodes 328 amino acids. Gene Ontology annotation, biological process: protein stabilization. Gene Ontology annotation, molecular function: adenyl-nucleotide exchange factor activity; protein-folding chaperone binding. NCBI's taxonomy places the organism in Eukaryota, Metazoa, Cnidaria, Anthozoa, Actiniaria, Aiptasiidae. Gene Ontology annotation, cellular component: cytoplasm; membrane; nucleus.
AUGGCAUUUGGAAUGUUUUCAUCGAAUCCCUUGGAAGCAUUUGAACGUGGAUAUGGCUAUGAUAGCUUCAAUCCAUGGACAAACAGUUAUCCUUCAUUCUACCGGCAAAGGUCUCAGUCCGCAAGAAGGUUUGUCAAUCCAUCUUUCAUGUGGAACUUUCCAACUGAGAUAAUGAUGUCCGAUGAAGAAGACUAUCCACAAAGAAAGAAACAAUGCGCUCCUCAUCGCAAAGGCAAAUGUAGAAAGUGUAAACCAAAAACUACUAAAACAAAGCAAGAAGCACGACAUCAGCCUAUUUCUGAUGAAAACCUAAUUGAAAACAACGAUCGUCGUCCUUCAAAGAACACUGACAAUGGUCACAAUGAUUCAGAUAAUCAUGAGUCAGUAUCACCUGAGCACCAAAUGUCUCAUUUGAGUGUCACCGAGUCGGACGAGGAAGAGAAAGAUCGUCAAACUCAAGAUGAAGAAGAAGUCUCAAGAAAUGAAGAGGAGAAUUCAGACAAUUAUGAAACUGCUGACGAAUCUGAGAUAAACGAGCCUGCUCAACAGCCUCAGGAAAGCAUGUACGCCAGCCAAACUGAAGACACUUUCAAAGAUUCUGAAAAUCAACCGGAAGUAGAGAUACCGGAAGUAAACCAUAACAAUGAUGAACUUCCUGUAACAGAAAAUUCCUGUCAAUCAGAAAAUGCGAAAGACGACGUUGUCACCGAAGAGUGCAAGCAAGAGGAAACUAUUCAAGACGAAAUAACAAAGAAACUUGAACAGAUUGAGGUACAACUAAAAAARGCAAGAGAACUCGUUUCCAACGAUACUUUUUCUGAGCUCUCGAAGACUGAAAAGCAGCGGUUGUACUUUACAGAAAUGCUUCUUAGGUGCAUUUUAGAUUUAGACACUAUAGAAACACAAGGCAAUGAAACUGUAAAACUAAGACGCCGUGAAGCUGUACGAGAAAUUCAAAAAUAUUUAGAUCAAGUCGAAAAUUCAUAGCACCAGUCAACUCAUUAAUAUUCAUGUAGUUAUGUUUAUACUUAUUGUAAAUAAAAUGAUUCAGAUGU